Aspergillus ibericus CBS 121593 is the source of this 1548-nucleotide messenger RNA. RefSeq names its product putative polyamine transporter. Bases 1 to 1548 code for a protein of 515 amino acids. The transcript is spliced from 6 exons. Gene Ontology annotation, molecular function: transmembrane transporter activity. Lineage: Eukaryota; Fungi; Ascomycota; Eurotiomycetes; Eurotiales; Aspergillaceae. The record is from RefSeq and is a predicted model, not a curated record. Gene Ontology annotation, biological process: transmembrane transport.
AUGGAGUCCUGCAGCACGAUCAGCCCGAGUCCGGCUCUCAAAACGACCGGGGGCAAGAAUCCCAUCGUCCUCAUUCCCCAGCCCUCGGACGAUCCCAAAGAUCCAUUGAACUGGAGCCCGGCCAAAAAGUACUGGACACUGUUUCUGCUGUGCUAUGCCGGGUUUGCCGCCUUGGGGCUGCCCUCCAGUCAGCAGCUCACCUAUUACGUGCAGGCGGCGGCCUAUCCCGGUCGCACCACCGUGGAUCUGUCGUAUUCGGUCACCAUCUGCGUCGUCGGCGAGGUCUUAGGUCCCUUGAUCUUCUGGCCCUUGGCCCGGAAGAUUGGCCGCUGCUCGCUGAUGCUAUGGAGUCUGGUGCUCUGCUUUGGCUGUCAGGUGUGGGCGGCCCUGAUGACCGGCCCGAAUGAUUAUGUCUCGUUUAUGCUGUCCCGUUUGGUCUCGGGGCUGGGCGCCUCCAUUCCCACCGUCUUAGGGCCCUCGUACGCGGUUGACAUCUUUUUCCUCCACCAACGCGGCCGGGUCUUCUCCACCUUCGAACUCAGCUUCCUCCUCGGAGUCAAUGUGUCCCCCACGAUCAGCGGUUUCAUCGUCAACAACGCCUCGUGGACGUGGGCCUUUUGGUGGACCCUCAUUCCCUGUGGCGUGGCCAUCGUGCUUAUCUUUUUCUUCCUGGAAGAAACCGGGGGCUACUCGUCCACGGCCGACCCUAAUGCCCCCGCCUACCCAGCGCAACCCUCGUCAUACUGGGCCAACCGCGUGGCCACCUUCUUUCCCGGCCAUCGCAUCAUUCCCCAGGAACCCUGGUCUGAAAUCGCCCGAACCGCGAAGAAGCCUUUUGUCAUUCUCGUCGCACCCAUCACCGUCAUUGCGGGCGGGUACAUCUUCAUCUGUUUUGCCUUUGUCAUUCUGACCAAUGUGCUCCUAACCAUUUUCCUGGAGAAUCCCGUCUCCGAGGGAGGAUACGGAUUCACUCCCUUGCGCAAUGCCUUCUUCACCCUAGACGCCUGGUUCGCCAUCUUCGUGACCCAAUUCGCGGGCUGGUGGAUGGGCGACCGAAUCCCCCUCUGGGCCUCCCGCCGCUUCGGCAACGGCAUCUGGCACCCCGAAUACCGCCUGUGGAACAUCCUCCUCCCGGGCGUCGUCGGACCCAUCGGGCUGGGCCUCUUCGGCGCGGCCCUCCAAUACCAUCUACACUACAUGGUCCUCGCCGUUGGCUUCUUCUUCAUCGUCUUCAGUUCCAUGCUCGCCGUCCCCAUCUGUCUCAACUACAUCGUGGAAUGUUACAAAGAGGAUGCGACGGAGGCGGCGAUCGCGAUGAAUGCCUGGCGGUUGAGUUUCGCCAUUGCCACGGGGUUCAUCUUCACGCCCUGGAUGGAUGCCGUGGGGCCCGGGUGGUUGUUUGGUAUGGCGGCGUUCUUUUCGCUGUUUGCGUUGUUGAAUGUGGGCGUGUUGGUGUGGAAGGGGAAGGCGUUGAGGGCGAUGGCGCCGCGGUUGUUGGCGUAUGAAUGGAUGGUCUCUUUUGUUCUGGAGGGGAUGCUUUCUUACUAG